CGUCAGAUACUGGACGACUGGACGCGGCCGAUACCGAAAGUGGAGAGGCAAGCGAUGCUGAUAAGCGCCAAGAGAAGCCGCUGGAUAUCCAUUCUGAGCUCUACAUUCACGUACCUCUUGCUGAUCACCUUCACCACGAUGUCGGUUUGGAACAAUAUGCAGCACUCAUUCGAGGUGAAACUGUACGGUAUGCCGUUUCCGACGAUCUUCCCCUACAACUGCAAUAAGAGCCCGAAUUUCGAGCUCACGUGGCUCGGCGAGACCAUAGGCGCGAUCAUCGUAGCUAACGGUUACUCGUGCUUCGACACGUUCUUGGCGAUGCUGACGCUGCACCUGUGCGGCCAAUUGGCGGUGCUGAACAUUAACAUGAGGAACCUGGUGGACGCGACCCGGCACGACGACUUCGUCAACUUUCAAGAGAGACUGGGCUUGAUCGUACACAGGCACGAAGAGCUUCACAGGUAUGCUACCGUCGUCGAGGAUUACUUCAAUAUCGCUCUGCUCGCGCAAACGUUGGUCGGCACAGUGACGUUCUGUAUAAGUGUGUACCGCUUGAUUACAAACCGAGACCAGGGGGUGGCUGAUUUGAUGUACUUCGUUAUACAAGUACUGUACACGACGAUACACUUCUUCUUUUACUGUUAUAUCGGCGAGCAGCUUCUCGCUGAAAGCACAAACGUGGCGCAAUCAGCGUUCGAUUGCGAGUGGUAUGACUUACCGCCGAGGAAGGCGAUCUCCUUGACAAUCAUCAUAAUGCGAGCGAAUACAUCGUUCAAAUUAACGGCGGGAAAGUUCAGCCCGUUCUCCUUCGAACUGUUUAGUACCAUCUUGAAAACGUCUGCCGGUUAUGUAUCGGUGCUAUUGGCGAUGAACGACAAAGUGACCGAACAGUAAUAAUGUUACAAGUUGCAUCUAGGAUUGACGAGAUGCACUGCCGUUAAACUGUGUUACGUAGUAAUAAUAAUAUUUCUCGAUCGAUAUGUAUGUCCCAGACGAAUCCAAGAGAUGGCAUUAGUGUAUUAGCGUAUCUGCAACGCAAUUAACGCGGCA
Messenger RNA from Harpegnathos saltator (Jerdon's jumping ant), 1050 nucleotides. RefSeq names its product odorant receptor 4-like. Lineage: Eukaryota; Metazoa; Arthropoda; Insecta; Hymenoptera; Formicidae. The coding region runs from base 55 to 894 and encodes 279 amino acids. Gene Ontology annotation, biological process: detection of chemical stimulus involved in sensory perception of smell; sensory perception of smell. The transcript is spliced from 5 exons. Gene Ontology annotation, molecular function: olfactory receptor activity; odorant binding. The record is from RefSeq and is a predicted model, not a curated record. Gene Ontology annotation, cellular component: plasma membrane.